AUUUUAAGAGAGUCAAUGUCAUCUUAAUCACAGGGUAGUUGAAUUGAUUGAGGUGGAAAGUCAUCUUAAUCAUAAGAAUGAUGAGAUUAAUUGGGCGAAGAAUCUCUCAAAUGAUAUGUCUGAAAUACAAAAAUCCUAUAUAUUUUUUCGAUAGAGCUCGUUUUCCUGGGCUUUACCUAGUCAACAUCAUCCAUUAAGGACUAUGGUCCCAUUUUUUCCAUAGUAAAACUUGUAAGCCAUAAAAAUCAUGAAGAAAUAAUACUUCCACAUUUCAUCUUUUCCUUCUUCUUCAUUUCUCAGUCCACAGUUCCCCACUAAAAUCUCCUCAAACCCCCCAUCAAAACGACGCCGUUCAAAUGCUCCGUUCCCUCACUUCCAAACGAUCUCUUCAAUCUCUUCUCCACCGCCAUCGCGGCCGUCAUAAUCCCCAAUUCCCAAUCUUCAAUCCCCGUCCGUUUUCAUCAUCGCCGGGACCGCCGUCUUCCGACGCCGAGCUCCGUAAAUACAUCGGCUACACACUUCUCCUCUUAGGUUCUGGUGCCGCCACAUAUUAUUCCUUCCCAUUCUCGGAAAACGCGAGGGACAAAAAAGCUCAGCUAUUUCGCUACGCUCCGUUACCCGAUGAUCUACACACGGUGUCUAAUUGGAGUGGUACCCACGAGGUUCGGACUCGGACUUUUUUGCAACCCGAGUCAAUUGAAGAGCUUGAAGGGAUAGUGAAGGAAGCGAAUGUAAAGAAGCAUAAGAUCCGGCCAGUCGGGUCGGGUUUAUCGCCGAAUGGGAUUGGGUUAACUCGAGCUGGGAUGGUGAGUUUGGCGUUAAUGGAUAAGAUUUUGAGUGUGGAUAAGGAGAAAAAAAGGGUUACUGUUCAAGCUGGGAUUCGGGUUCAGCAGCUUGUGGAUGAGAUUAAGGAGUAUGGGAUUACGCUUCAGAACUUUGCUUCUAUAAGAGAACAGCAGAUUGGUGGCAUUGUUCAGGUUGGUGCCCAUGGCACUGGUGCCAGGUUGCCUCCAAUUGAUGAGCAAGUCAUAAGCAUGAAAUUGGUUACCCCCGCCAAGGGCACCAUAGAAAUUUCAAAAGAGAAAGAUCCAGAGCUCUUUUAUAUAGCUCGAUGUGGACUUGGGGGACUUGGUGUGGUUGCAGAAGUCACUCUUCAGUGUGUUGAGAGGCAGGAGCUUGUAGAACAUACUUUCCUGUCUAACAUGAAAGAUAUCAAGAAAAAUCACAAGAAAUUCCUAUCUCAGAACAAGCAUGUCAAAUACUUGUACAUUCCAUAUACUGAUGCAGUUGUGGUUGUGACAUGCAAUCCUAUAUCUAAGUGGCAAGGUCCACCAAAGAAUAAACCUAAAUAUACUACAGAAGAAGCCUUGCAGCAUGUACGAGAUCUCUAUCAGGAGUCGUUGACUAAGUACAGAGGUCAAGUUGCUGAUUCCGGUUCUCCAGAUGAACCUGAAAUAGAUGAACUAUCAUUCACUGAACUGAGAGAUAAAUUACUUGCGAUGGAUCCUCUCAACAAGGAGCAUGUAAUUAAAGUCAAUAAAGCUGAGGCAGAAUACUGGAGGAAAUCCGAAGGAUAUCGAGUUGGCUGGAGUGAUGAAAUUUUAGGGUUCGACUGUGGUGGCCACCAGUGGGUAUCAGAGACAUGUUUCCCUGCAGGAACACUGUCAAAGCCUAGCAUGAAAGACCUGGAUUACAUAGAGGAGUUGAUGCAGCUCAUUGAGAAAGAAAGUGUACCUGCCCCUGCACCUAUAGAGCAGAGAUGGACUGCUUGCAGCAAAAGUCGAAUGAGUCCAGCUUAUAGCUCAGCGGAUGAUGAUAUAUUCUCAUGGGUUGGAAUUAUUAUGUAUCUUCCAACCAUGGAUGCUCGGCAGAGAAGACAAAUCACUGAGGAGUUCUUCCACUAUAGACAUAUGACACAAGCACAGUUGUGGGAUCAUUUUUCUGCUUUUGAACAUUGGGCAAAGAUUGAGGUUCCAAAGGACAAGGAAGAGCUUGCAGCUCUGCAGGCAAGGCUAAAGAAGAAAUUCCCUGUGGAUGCAUACAAUCAAGCGCGAAAGGAGCUGGACCCUAACCGCAUCCUAUCUAAUAACAUGCUUGAGAAGCUCUUCCCUUCCGCUGAGGCCGUGUAACUGGUUGUCCAGUAUUCUUGGUUGGUUGACGUCUCCUUCUUAUCAGUUCAUUUUAACGAUAGUGAUCUUCAUCUUCACUUCUGUUCCAAAGCAGAUAUUUUGCAAAGAAAUUUUUGUCCUGUAAAUUGUUGUUCAGAAUGUCAAGUUGAAGGAAUUGUUAUAAUAAUGCUUAUCAUGCACUGUAUAUGCUUUGAGGCCAGUGUUAAAGUACUGAUCAAAGAAUUGUUACUCAAUAAAACACUUGUUAUACAUUUAUCGGUUUUAUUA
Messenger RNA from Solanum dulcamara, 2396 nucleotides. Its product is annotated as L-galactono-1,4-lactone dehydrogenase, mitochondrial. The record is from RefSeq and is a predicted model, not a curated record. Bases 357 to 2129 code for a protein of 590 amino acids. Gene Ontology annotation, cellular component: membrane. Gene Ontology annotation, molecular function: FAD binding; galactonolactone dehydrogenase activity; D-arabinono-1,4-lactone oxidase activity. The transcript has 6 exons. Lineage: Eukaryota; Viridiplantae; Streptophyta; Magnoliopsida; Solanales; Solanaceae.